CUCUAGUGACUUGUUCAAUGUUCUUAUCCUUUCGCCUCUGUUAAUCAUACGUGUCUGUCUCCCACUAUCGUCAGUUGCACGUACCAUGUGAUCUUCCACACGUGAUUACCCACUAAUUAGAUCCUCAAAACACAACCCUCCUCCCCAACACACUCCAUGAUUCAAUCACUGUUGCCUCCUCUACUGCCUAUGUAUUAUUUAUUACUACCUAAGCCUUAACUUAGGCUGAAUCUUGAUUUGAUUUGGUGCUUGCUUGUCUGGUCUUCACCUAAACUUUGAUGGGGUUAUGUUAUGUUAUGAAUAUUAAAAAUCUAGCUUGUGGGUGUUUCAUAUCUUCUUUAUAAAGGCAAAGUUUGAGGUGGAUUUGAAGAACUUUUCAGUUACUCAUCUCUUAUCUUCAAGGAUUAUUUUAUUAUAUAUUAUACAAUAUUGAAUAUUCCAGCUCAAGUGGUUUGUGGAUAUUGUUCUUUUUUAUUUAUGCUUUUGCAACCUUUAUUUAUUAUUCUUGAGUCGCUUUUGUUUCUCGAUUGGAAAAUUUCCUCUUUUCUUUUUUGCUAUUUUAACUGGUGGUCUUUAAAUUGGAGAGUGAGACAUGUGGGGAUCGGUUCUCUGAGUAGGAUUUAGGUUGGAUACCUCACACAAAGCAAAGUAGCAUCCAAGUUGGACAUCUUGAUAAGCUACAUGUUUGUUGGUCUACUUUGUCUGUGAUUUGAGGCUCUUAUCCCGUGCUGCUAUAGAUAUCUUUAUAUUUUGCAAAAAAUCCAGAUCCAACCUUUGUAUCUCAUAUCUGGGAUAUCAGUCUUCAUAUAUUUUAUUUUGGUAAGGAUCUUCAUUAGGAGAACCGUGAAGUUUUGAGGUCAACUUUGUGCUUUUUUAUUGGGUAUGAGAAACUUGUGGUGGAGAAGAUGCUCGGAGGUGUUAUAUGAGGUUUAAAGCUUUGUCUAUGCCAUGAAAAAUUUGAAGUGUUCAAUAUGGGUAGCAACAGGACUAUUGUUUGGUUUAGAAGGGACCUUAGAAUUGAGGACAAUCCUGCAUUAGCUGCUGCUGCCAGGGAGGGUUCUGUGUUACCUGUGUUUAUAUGGUGCCCUAAAGAGGAAGGACAAUUUUAUCCAGGAAGAGUGUCAAGGUGGUGGCUGAAGCAAUCUCUUGCUCACUUGGAUCAGUCACUGAAGUCUCUUGGAGCCAGACUUGUGCUCAUCAAAACCCACAGUACAGUCACAGCUCUUUUGGAGUGUAUAAAGGCCAUUCAAGCAACUAAAGUAGUGUUUAACCAUCUAUAUGAUCCAGUUUCACUUGUACGUGAUCACAACAUCAAAGAAAAACUAGUGGAACAAGGCCUAUCUGUGCAAAGCUACAAUGGGGAUCUCUUGUAUGAGCCAUGGGAAGUAUAUGGUGAGAGUGGACGUGCUUUUACUACCUUCAAUGCUUUUUGGAAGAAAUGCUUGCACAAGCAAAUGGAUAUUGUUUCAGUUGUUCCUCCAUGGCAAUUAAUUCCAGCUGAAGGAAAAAUUGGGGAAUGUUCACUGGAAGAACUAGGUCUUGAAAAUGAAUCAGAAAAACCAAGCAAUGCAUUACUAGGACGGGCAUGGUCGCCGGGUUGGAGAAAUGCUGACAAGGCUUUAACAGAAUUUGUGGAGCAGCAUCUACUUCACUACUCCGAGAGAAGGCUGAAGGUUGGUGGAGACUCCACGUCACUCUUGUCCCCAUAUCUUCAUUUUGGAGAACUGAGUGUGAGGAAAGUUUUUCAAGUUGCACGUAUGAAGCAAUUAUUAUGGACAAAUGAAGGCAACAGUGUUGGUGAAGAGAGUGUAAAUCUUUUUCUCAGGGCAAUUGGACUUAGAGAGUACUCGCGCUAUCUUUGUUUCAACUUUCCCUUCACCCAUGAGAGAGCACUUCUGGGGCACUUAAAGUAUUUUCCUUGGAAUGCUGACCCUGAUACCUUUAAGACUUGGAGACAAGGGAGGACUGGCUAUCCUUUGGUUGAUGCAGGAAUGAGAGAACUUUGGGCAACAGGAUGGAUACACAACAGAAUCAGAGUAAUAGUUUCCAGUUUUGCUGUGAAAAUGUUGCUUCUACCUUGGAAAUGGGGAAUGAAAUAUUUCUGGGACACACUUUUGGAUGCUGACCUUGAAAGUGAUAUCUUGGGUUGGCAGUAUAUCUCAGGAGGCUUACCAGAUGGUCACGAGCUUGAGCGCUUGGACAAUCCUGAGAUUCAAGGGGCUAAAUUUGAUCCAGAAGGUGAAUAUGUGAGGCAAUGGCUACCUGAGUUGGCAAGAAUGCCAACUGAGUGGAUCCAUCAUCCUUGGGAUGCACCGCUUAGUGUGCUUAGGGCAUCAGGAGUUGAGCUGGGUCAAAAUUAUCCGAUGCCAAUAAUUGAUGUAGAUUUGGCCAGAGAAAGACUCACUGAAGCUAUAUUCAAGAUGUGGGAAUAUGAGGCAGCAGCAAAGUCUGCUGGCUCUGAACCAAGGAGUGAAGUUGUUGUAGACAACACUAACAGUGUUGAAAACUUGGACACUCCUAAAGUUGUCAUUCUGGGAAAGACACCAUGUGCUACCAUUUCAGCUAAUGAUCAGAAGGUGCCAGCACUUCAGGAUUCCAAGAAUGAACUGCCUAGGCGGAAGAGACAAAAAUGUAUGGUAGAGGAGGGGCAGAACCAGGAUAACUCUCGAAAUCAUAACAAAGAUACAGGGGUGUCAAGCAUGGACCAAGACAUUUGCUCCACAGCUGAUUCUUCAUCAUGUAAGAAGCCGUGUACCAGUACAAGCACAUAUUCAUUUUCAGUUCCUCAACAGUGUUCCUCAUCUUCUAAUCUAAAAUGGCCAUGGCAAGAACAGAUUGACAUGGAGCAGAGUUCAAGCAAAGAUGGAGCUAUGUGAGGUUAACGUUCUCGUUCAAAAAAUCCAGUAGCAGCUACAUUUCUCAAGCGGAAAGAAAAUGGUGCCACCUUUAAGUGCUACAGGUUGUUUAGCCUAUGCUAUCCAUGCCUUUCUUUUCCGUGGCUAUAUUAUCAAUCAGUUGUGUAAUAGGUUGUGAAAUCCAACAAAAAGAACACGGAUUAAAACAAUAGCGAACAUUGUAUAUUAUUAACUUGUGCUGAUGGGCUGUUCCAUACGCAUUCAGACAAUCCCGUAAUUACAAACUAUAUAAACAAAUGCCCUACACAACAUAAUAUAUUCCUCUAAUAUCGCUUGCCUUUUA
Cajanus cajan (pigeon pea) is the source of this 3198-nucleotide messenger RNA. RefSeq names its product cryptochrome 2 (gene CRY2). The record is from RefSeq and is a predicted model, not a curated record. Gene Ontology annotation, cellular component: cytoplasm; nucleus. Gene Ontology annotation, molecular function: DNA binding; FAD binding; blue light photoreceptor activity. Gene Ontology annotation, biological process: circadian regulation of gene expression; entrainment of circadian clock by photoperiod; blue light signaling pathway. Lineage: Eukaryota; Viridiplantae; Streptophyta; Magnoliopsida; Fabales; Fabaceae.